This is a messenger RNA of Portunus trituberculatus (swimming crab), 1427 nucleotides long. RefSeq lists its product as uncharacterized. NCBI's taxonomy places the organism in Eukaryota, Metazoa, Arthropoda, Malacostraca, Decapoda, Portunidae. The record is from RefSeq and is a predicted model, not a curated record. The coding region runs from base 445 to 930 and encodes 161 amino acids. The transcript has 6 exons.
AGAACAGUGUGGCAUCCAGUCUGUUGGUUCAUCACCUGGGACUUGUGUGUGUCCUUGUCUGUUGUGUUCAUCAUCUGCGAUAUCUGUGCUUGUCUGUGUCCGUUGUGUCUUAUUGUGCUAUUGAUAUACAUAUGAGAGAGCAAGAUGAAAGUUGACAACCGCUACGUAUCAUUCUGACCUGCAGACAGAAGAUUCUGAGGAUGAUGUCAGUAUCCGUUGUUCAAAAAGGAGGAGAUAGAUCUCCUAGCAGAUACACUGACCAUGAAAGUUCUGAAGAGGACUGCUUUAGUAGUUCAAGAGCUAAGACAAAGGUUUCCAACAGGAACAGGGAUGUGGAGGUAAUAUCUGAAGGCCAGCGUGCAAGACCAGUUCCACCUAGACCAUCUGUACUGAGCUGUAUUGUGUCACAGCCACCACAGCCUGAAAGUCUAAAUGUAAACAGUAAUGCAGUUUCUUCUUUUGAAGUUACUUAACACUAUUAUAGCUCGAGAUGCAAGAAUUUUUAUGGCGUUGGAAGAAUUACGCACUAUACUGCAUUCCCACUCCACCAAGCUGAAUACUAUCCUCAGACACCACAGUGUGCAGGAACAAGAUCAAGCAGUACCUGAGGGUAUUCAAUUCCCAGUGAAGGAAAUCCAAGAUAUGGAUGCCCUUGAAACCAAACUGAUGGAUCCUGACCUAGAGAAAAAAGUUAUUGCCAGUCUGUGUGUAAUAGGUGGAUCAGGCCUGCCAGACACAGUGAGGCACAUUCUGCGACACACAGUGUCCAACUCCCUGGCCAUCCACUUUAAUUGGUGUGGCAAAGGAAUGAAACAGAGCUUUUGCACAAUGAAGUUGAAGGAUACUAUAAUUAAAAGUGUCUGCAAGAAUGCAGAGCACAAGAGUGCAACAGCUGCCUCAAUUGAAAAAGUAAUGAAGGAGUGGUUUUGAACAGCCAGGGAUCGAGAUGGAGGCCGUCAGAGGAGAGAUGCAAGAAGUUGUUAGAGAAGUGAUACUGCUUAGACUUGCUGGCAUUGCAUAUUUUAAAGUUUUCUCUCUCUCUCUCUCUCUCUCUCUCUCUCUCUCUCUCUCUCUCUCUCUCUCUCAUGUGUACCUUAAUGCAUCAUAAAAUACUCAGUUUACUGGUACCAUGCCAGGCUUCCAUGCCACAGUGACACCACACAUUCCAGUUUCCUUUCUCCAUGUAUCCUGAAGCUGUCAUGCCACUUCUCCAUUCACCUUGACAUGCACCUGUAUCCCUUUGAAGUGCUUCCACACCUCUUAAUGAUCUGCCUACUCCAUAUGCACACCUUAUCACAUCCCACAUAGCCCCGAGUCGGUCUAUUUACAUGCCUUCUCCCCAUUUAUAAAUACCUUUAUCUUAAUUUCUUUCUCUUUGCUGUAAUAUUUCACCAGCACAUUCAAUAGUUAAUAAAAUGUUGCAGACA